AUUUAAUACAACUUAUUUUACAGAUGAAGAACCUAAGACUCUUAGAGGACAAAAACUUUCCCAAACUCACCCAGUCGGUAAAUCUCUGAGGCAGGAAUAAACCCAGGUCUCCCAAGCCCAGCUGGAUAGCUGCCUAGCACUCUCACCAUGCCAGCUGGUGAGUGGUCAGGUCCCUUUCAUCCUUUAAGUUCUGGUUCUGCUACCUCCCCAGGCUGGCUGCUGAGCCCCUCACCUGGUUUCCUUUGGACCCCCUCUUUGGUACCUGGGGCAUAUGGGCUUCAAUAGUUUUUCCCAAAGGGUAACCCCCCAUUCCAUGUGGCCUUGGAAAAUCGGAAAGUAUGAGUACAUGAGCCCUGCCCACCCACCCGUCACUGGGGCAGGAAGGGGGUGGCCGGGGAAGGGGGCGGGGCAGCGUGGCUUCAAGAAGCUCUUGGGGUGAAGUCUGGUACCAGAGCAGCCUUACUUCUCCUGCCCACCUGUCAGGGAAGCCUCAUGUGGUAAGCAGCUGGUUUCCUCCCGAGGAUACCCACAGCAUAACCACCAGAGGCUUCCUCCGGGACGCCCAGCAGGUACUUCCCAGCCCUUUCCUGGGCACAGAAGCCUUUCUCUGGGCACAAGAGCUGGCACUUUCCUGGGCCUAGAAGCCAGGCGAGUUUCUUAAGGCUUGGGCCCAGGCAGUAAGACUGGCACCGAAGCUGGAGACGUACUCGGUAGCCGUGGUUCCAGAGGGCAGAAGGGCCAUGGGGGAUCCUGUGACUCGCCCCUCGGUGUUCGUAGUGGAUGGACAGGCAGACGUGCCCUUCCCCCGGUUGGGAGGGGGCAGGCCCCGGACCUGCCAGGGAGCCCAGCUGGGCCUGGGGCUCCUGCUGCUGCUGGCCCUGAUUGGCGUAGCUGUCGAGGGCUAUUUCCUCUGGCGCUUCCAGUGGGACCUGGUGGCCCUGGUCAAUCCCCUCUCCUUGGAUGGAGGUGCUACCUGGAGCCCUAACCUCUGUUUCUUCCUAGAACGGAGAUCCUAUCAGAACAAGCCAGCUGCUCACCUCACAGGGGCCAACUCAAGCCUGGUCCUGAGGGGUGGACCACUGCUCUGGGAAGCCCACCUGGGCCUAGCUUUUCUUCGAGAUCUGGAUUAUCGAGCAGGGUCACUGGUGUGCACCCAGUCUGGCUACUACUACAUCUAUUCGAAGGUGCAGCUUGGUGGCUUUGGAUGCCCAGGAGGGUCAACGACUAGUGGACAAGUUACCCACGGACUCUACAAACGAACAGCCCGCUAUCCCAAAGAGCUGGAGCUGUUGGUCAGCCGUCGGUCAUCCUGUGGCUGGGCAGGGACCUCAGCCAAAGUCUGGUGGGACAGCAGCUUCCUGGGUGGCGUGGUUCACCUCGAAGCUGGCGAGGAAGUCUUCGUCCGAGUGCCAGAAGAGCGGCUAGUCAGGAUCAAAGAUGGGACCCGCUCCUAUUUUGGGGCCUUCAUGGUUUAAGCUACUUCUACAAACCAAGGGAUUUGUAUUAGAUGAGCUCUGCACUUUCUUCCAGCUCUCAGUGCAAUGGUCUAUGAUCCUAGCUGUGUGAACUUGGGCAAGUCACUUCCUCUCUGGGCCUCAGUUUAUCCCAUCUGUAAGAUGGAAAGAAUCCUUCUAGCUCUCAAUUUUAUGAACUAUGUCUGAUGUCCCCAUCCAGGCAGUAUUUGGGGGGAUGCAGAGGGUGCUUCCAGAGAUUAUAGGUGGAAGUCAGAGCAGAUGCUGAAUUUCCUGACAUUCAGGAUGGGGUUUGGGGGUUCACAGGGUAUUUAUCAUGGAGUUUGGGGAAAGCAGGUUAGGGGGUCUUGUCCAAGGCUUGAAAUUCAUCUACUGUAAUCUAUACAAACACUGUAUGAUCCAACACAGUCAUAGACACAUAUAUGUGUGUGUGUGUAUGUAUGUGUAUAUAAAAUGUGUAUAUAAAAAUAUACACACAUGUAUGUGUGUGUGUGAAUAUAUAUAUAUAUGUACACACAGUUGCAGCAGGGACAUCAGAGACAUCACAUAAAAAUGCACACAAGAAAUAGUCCCACAGUGACAUGCACACCUUACACAGCUAUACACCUCUGAUCCAAAGUCAUGUGCGUCUUAUGCUGCACAUGAAUAAAGCUUUACAAAAGUCACAGUCACAUUUCUCUUACACAGUUAAACACACCCUUUUCUUACACAAUCACACAGUCAUACAUGGAUACACCCAGAGUCACCCAAUUCUGUUUCUGCCUCUCUGUCUCUGUCUCUGUUUCUGAUUCUGUCUCUCUCCUUUUUCUUCUCUCUCUGUAUCUCUCUAGUCUUUCACCAUCUCUUUCUCUCUUCCCUGUCUCUCUCUUUUGCUGUCUCUCAAACACACACACACACACACACACACACACACACACACACACACACACAUCCUGCAGCAGCGUGUCUGGGUAAAGGAUGAAAGUCUCAUCCUCAGAGCCUUUACCCUGAUCCUGGACCUAUCAACUCAAAAAAUAAAAAUCAAAAUGUUUACCUGGAGAUGGGCUCCUAUCUUUGAUUUAUUUGAGGGAAUGAGGGGAAACCAGCUGGAAGAGGAUAGCUUGACACUGGGUGGCUCAGUGGGAAAUGAUUGGGGUUGAGAAGGAGUCAAAUUGUAACUUCCAUAGUAGAAAUGACCCUUGGGAGAGAGAAUAGGUUAAAUGAGACAGGAAUAACUUUUCCUGGAAAACAACAGGAGAUAUCUCUAUCCCCAAUUUGUAGUUGGAAGGACUGAGGAGGACACAAGGAGGAAGAACUAACCUAAAAGAGGACCUUGUUCUCUGAUACUCCGCGAUGGAGAGACAGAAGAACAGACAGGAUGGCCUGUUCCAGAGAAAGUCUGUAAGGUGGGUGGAGGAAGAUGGUAUUCUCCUUUUACAGAUGAAAACAUUAAGGCUGAAAAAGAAAAAAGAACUUUUCUCAAAGACACGAAACAAGGCAGUCAUAAAACUGGGGCUAGACACUGGCUUCCCCUCAGGAGAACAUACCUAUCCCAGUGUGGGGAACAUUUCCCUAUGGCGUGCUCAGACCUCAGCCCCCCUAAACCAUAUCCGUGCCCAGGCAAAGGAAGGAAAGGUCCCUUGUCAGCCAUAUGGCUAAACAUGGAGGGCAGGGGACAUGAGACCCUCUUAGGGUGAUGACAGGUCCCUGAGGGCGCUGCACUCCCAGGUCCCAGCACAAGACCUGGCAUUCAGUAAAUGCUUCAUACGCCAGCACUGAGUCAGAGUUGCAGAGAAAUAAGAUGUAAAAUGUCCAAAUAAUCAUUUAUUACAGAGAUAGGACAGUAGGAAUCUUUCUUCAUUCUAAUUUCUUAGCUCAGGCAUGGA
Molecule: messenger RNA, 3337 nt
Organism: Sarcophilus harrisii (Tasmanian devil)
Lineage: Eukaryota; Metazoa; Chordata; Mammalia; Dasyuromorphia; Dasyuridae
Gene: TNFSF14
Product: TNF superfamily member 14
Exons: 4
Coding region: 741-1475 (244 amino acids)
Biological process (GO): immune response
Cellular component (GO): membrane
Molecular function (GO): tumor necrosis factor receptor binding
Source: RefSeq, a predicted model, not a curated record